AUGGAGGCGCAAUUGAGAGUCCAACAUCCUAAAAUUGGCCCAGAUGAUCAUUUUGUGGACGUUGUGCAGGUUCUAGCCAUUUUCUUCGUGGAUGAGAUUACUCUUCCCUCCACCUACGAGCAAUUUCGAACCACCUCAGCAGGGCAGAAGCUCCGGGAUCUCGUAGACCACCUCGUGCUCAAUGUGACGAAUCCGGUGCUCAUCAGUGCUCUCCUGUCAGUAUCCCGCGUGGUAGUUGGUGAAAGCCCUCUGACGGACUAUCGUAGGACGCUAAAAUGGCACUUCUCCGCCCUCGAGACCGAAGACCCCAGGCUUAACGAGACUCGAGCAACCGCAUGCGAGCUGGUGGCAUCCAGAUUCCUGACUCGACUCUCCGAAAGGGAUGCGGUCGACGCUUGCUUACACAAGAUACCCCGUUUGUCAGGGCUGCAGGCUCGCACAACGUCGUCUCUAUCGGAUAUAACAGAACGCUCAACCCUAUUACCCCGAUAUCGAUCACAAGAUGGAACAAUCCGUAGCAGGCCUGGCAGCAGCAGACGGGAGGAUCUCCAAGAAGCAGUCAAUUCUAUUGCAGCCGUAUCCCAGCCGACGAAUCAAAAUAACAAAGGGAAAGAGGACCCUACGUCAGCCUUUAUAGGGCUGACUGGACUUCAAAUUGCUGUUGUUGCGGACUGCAAGAGGUUUCUGAGCCAAGCUCUUGUUCAAAAGAUUGUCACUGGCAUCUGGAGAGGAGACAUAGUAUUCUGGGGCAACCUCCACGAGCACGCCAGGAAAAAGUCUCAGUUCUACCACAGAUCGCAGUCAGACCCGUAUUCGCGAUUGCGUGUUCCAAGAUACCUCAAGAUUUCGGAAUUCGCUUUCUUCGUCACCUUCUUGUUUUUUUACUCUGCCGUUCUUGUUGAACAUAACAUGUACCACGUAACUGUUUCCGAGGGCCUACUUUAUAUCUGGCUUGCGUCCUUUAUGUGUGCCGAAUUGAGCCAGUUUAUAGGUGCCGGGACCAUGGUAUAUGCUGUAGAUCUUUGGAAUGGCUUCGAUAUGACCAUGCUCCUGAUAGGCGCAGCAUUUAUCGUUACCCGACUCAUUGGUUUGGCAACCCACAAUGAUAAGUUGAUUGAUACGGCAUUUGAUAUUCUCUCUCUCGAAGCACUGUUUAUGGUUCCAAGAAUAUGCUCUCUUCUGAGUAUCCUCCCAUACUUUGCUACUUUGAUUCCUUGCCUAAAAGCAAUGAUAAAGGAUUUCUUCAAAUUUAUGGUCAUAGUGGGGAUCUUGUAUCUUGGAUUCCUAACAACCUUCACCCUUCUGGCUCGCAAAUCCUUUACCCUUGGUGAAAUGAGUUGGACUUUGACUAGGAUUUUCUUCGGAGGGAGCGCACUUGGAUUCGCAAUUAUGCACGAUAUCAACCCGACUCUUGGCCCGCCGCUGAUGGUGAUUUUCGUUUGCAUGACAAACAUUCUUUUAAUCACAUCACUGGUCUGUGUCAUGCGCCAGAGCUUCGCGAAGGUUUUUGCAAAUGCUCGAGAGGAACAACUUUAUGUGUACUCGGUAUACGUGCUUGAAGCGUCGACUAGUAACAGUAUCACGCAUUUCUACCCGCCCCUGAACCUCAUCCCUCUUCUCUUCAUCCAACCAUUCCGCCUCAUUUUCUCAGCCGACCAGCUGCGGAAAGUCCGUAUCCAAGUUCUGAAAAUCAGCCAUUCCCCAAUCGUCGGUCUUAUCUGGAUUUACGAACGCCUCCCUUGGAAAGUCUAUAAAUCUGGCGAGCAGCUCUUCUCAUCGCACAUCCCUCAAACCACGCAGAUUCUAAUCGCUUCUUCCAAGGCGAAGAUGAAGGGCCAAAGCACAGUCCAUUCGCAUGGAAUAUCUGGGAGCUCGUCGGGCGAGGAUCUGUGUAUGGUGAAGCCCUCGACCCAGAGCGAGUUGGAAGAAAAAGUGGAGGCGUUGAGCGCGCAGAUUGCUGAAUUGGCGGCAUUGAUUGUAAAGUCGCAGGACAAGGGCCGGGCUUAG
This is a messenger RNA of Venustampulla echinocandica, 2007 nucleotides long. RefSeq lists its product as uncharacterized. The record is from RefSeq and is a predicted model, not a curated record. The coding region runs from base 1 to 2007 and encodes 668 amino acids. Lineage: Eukaryota; Fungi; Ascomycota; Leotiomycetes; Helotiales; Pleuroascaceae. The transcript has 9 exons.